AUGGUUGAAAAACGUCGCGGAAAGGCCACAAACGCUUCCUCUCAUACAUCAGAGAAGCUCACACCCAACCUUCUCACACAGUUGGAGUACAGCCAGCGCACAGUGUAUGUGGAAAAAUCCGUUUCUAAUGCUUGUGAGGUCCGCAGCGAGUCUGACUGUAUCAGUCUUUGUAACAUUUCGAGCCUUGGACAUGCUGAUAGCACGUGUGAAAGCUGCUCAAUACCAAGCGAGUACACCGACUACCUGCUGUACGUUAAGGAACGGGCCAAUAUCAUCCGUACCAGCAUUCACGGCAGUGAUGCUAGGCAUAGACAACAUAAAAAAACUAGGCAAAUUGAGGUGCACGAAUCCGAUGGCGGCGACGGGUCCAGCGUCGAUAGCACUGGGGGACUGGUCAACAUGAGGCAGAAUGUAACCCAUUUAAAUAUGUGCGACAACCCUGGCGAUAUGUGGCACGGGUUAAAGACAUCAGAUGGCAAGCCAGUUGUGUUGCAUCCGCUCAAAAGCAAACACGGAAAUCGUCACAAACAGUCGGCAUUUGCCAACAGUGGUGGCAAAAAGUGGCCUUCUUUGGUCAAAAUGUUGCAGGCAAUUAGACACAAAAACAACACAGUCACACACGACAAUAGUGGGACCCGUAACGGUGUAAAUGCUGGUGAUAAAGGCGGAACCAGCACAAAUGGGCCUAUAAACUAUUCUGGCGGUUUCCUCAAUAUCAAUAGGUACAUCAAACGCACCAACGUUGGCAACAACACUGGUGGAGGCGUUAAAAAAGUGUGUGGACUUGGCAAGUUUACGAAAAGGAGUGGCGAUGUUGGUAAAUACGAUUUUCCAAUGCCCCAACACAUUCCAAAACACGCACUAAAGCAAACCAUGGCAUACGGUACCGCAAAUACCACCUCCAAUAAUGCCACUGGCUCUAGUACCACUUCAGGUUCCACUGCUAAUAUGGGAAAUGUGUCUAGGAUGGGACACGUAAUGGGCAAAGUGGGUUUACAUAAGGAUAAGAGCAGAACUGGUAAGACAGAAGCAGAAGCGGUUGAAAAGAUCGACAUGCGUUUCAAACCCCCCAAAUUAAAAGUUGGGGGACGGCCCAAACAAUUGUCUAAACAACGAGCUGCAACUGUAACCAAUUCUAUUGUUGCUAGUAGCUCUAGGGCACACCGAAAGAAAAAACGCAACGUAUCGCGCAAAGAUUUAGAUACUAAUGCCGCGAUUUGA
This is a messenger RNA of Babesia microti strain RI, 1221 nucleotides long. RefSeq lists its product as hypothetical. Bases 1 to 1221 code for a protein of 406 amino acids. The record is from RefSeq and is a predicted model, not a curated record. The transcript has a single exon. Lineage: Eukaryota; Apicomplexa; Aconoidasida; Piroplasmida; Babesiidae.